This is a messenger RNA of Dermacentor albipictus, 7601 nucleotides long. RefSeq lists its product as uncharacterized. NCBI's taxonomy places the organism in Eukaryota, Metazoa, Arthropoda, Arachnida, Ixodida, Ixodidae. The record is from RefSeq and is a predicted model, not a curated record.
UUUGGUCGUCUCGUGUUGGUUGAUACCUUUGCAGAUUCGACUCCUUUGAUAAGUGAAGAACAUCCAAUAAGGUGUUCAUCAUGACGACGUGUAAACCCAAUCAGAGCCUGAAGACCAUAAUAUUUAUAGCCAUCCUGUGCUUUUCGUGUGGAACAAUGAAGAGCCUGGGAACAAGUGCGGCUGGAAUUUUGCAUGCAAUAGAGUCCAUAUUUGGCCAAGAAGGGUCAUCAGGUUCUGGCAUGGCUAGUAGUGGCAGCUCACCAGGCGGAGGCAGCAGUGGAGCAGGGGGGAUUGGCUCCUCGCUUGGAACGGGCGCUGACGGAAGCCUCUCGGGUGCGCGGAGCUCUGGAACAGCGGGAAUGGGCCUUUUUCAUGGGUGCCUUGUGCGCAUGCGCACCGGAAGUGCUCUGACAGCGACACUAGCGGCGAGCGCCCGAAACAUUUUUGGUGACAUCCGGCAAAGAACGUACGUACGGGCUCUCCGUGUUGGCCGCGCUGCUCCUUGGCAGGCAGGAUCAUAGCUUUUAUUUUUUUGCGAUGCCACAGCGAUGUGCUGCCGUAGGCUGCAGUAAUGCCAGCGGAAAGCCUCCAAAUGUGCGAUUUUUUAGAUUUCCUGCCGCGACACUUCAGGCAACGAGACGAAAGAAAUGGGUGCAAGCAAUACAUCGCGUCAACGCCGACGGAUCGCCGUGGGAACCGACAGCGAACUCCCGCGUCUGCAGCAAUCACUUCGUAACAGGAGCGCCCUCCCGCUUUAUGCCCCACCCGGACUACGUACCAUCGGUUUUCAAGCACACGCCAAUGAGAUGCCCUGUGUCAAUCGCUCGCUUUGACAGAGUGAAGAAACGGCAAGCUUCAAGACUGGCAAAUGCAAGUGGCCAAGCCAGCAGCGGUGCAACCACAUCAGCUGUUGGACAGAGGACUCCACCGAGUGUAGCAGCAGGCCAAAAUAGGACACCACAAGAUUGUCAACCAGUUGCCGGGGCAUCUACUCCACCUCUUGGUCAAGGAACACCAUUAAGCAGAGCAGCAAGUGCAAUGUCAUUAGGCUCUACGACCUGUGAAGAUGGUGCAGUAUUGCAUAGUGUACCAGCUGAACACGAAAAGAGCUGCCAGACGGAUAAUUUCUCUCUAGAGCGUAUUAUGCUGCUUGAAAGCCAAUUAAGUGCAGAAAGAAAGAAGGUGCAAAAGCUAGAAGUACAGCUAAAAGCUGCUGAGGAACAGACAAUACAGUGGAAAGCACAUUACUACGAGCUGAAGGCUACAACACUGUGCCUCGAUAACAUGCAAGGUACUGAGCAUAUGUUGUAUUACACAGGAUUGCCUUCUGUGCAAGUGUUUUACGAUAUACUAAAUUUAGUUUUGAACAACAACCCUCGGUUUGCAAUAGACAUAAAGAGCAGGUCACUCACUGCUGCCGAGCAGAUGUAUGCAGUACUGGUUCGCUUAAGGACAGGUAUGGCCACACGAGAGAUUGCUCGCAAUUUUUUAAUUUCAAUGGCCUCAUUCAGUCGUAUAUUUUCAGAAUGGGUACUUAUAUUGCAGAAGGUUCUCACUGAAAUAACCAGCUUCCCCACACUUCCUGAAGUACAACAGCACAUGCCACUUCAUUUUAGACGGUACCCAAACACACGUAUAAUACUUGACACAACAGAAAUUCGUAUACAAAAGCCCUCAAGCUUAACUGCCCAAAGACGAACUUUCUCCCACUACAAGUUCGCAAACACAAUGAAAUGUGUUGUAGGUGCAACACCUGACUGCUAUGUUAGCUUUGUGUCGCCAUUAUAUGGGGGAAGUACCAGUGACAGAGCUAUUGUGCAACAGUCUGGAGUACUUGAUCUAUUCGAAUCAGGAGAUGGCAUCAUGGUUGACAAGGGAUUCAAGGUAGAUGACCUUCUGCCACGUGGUGUUGUCCUUCAUAUGCCUCCAUUUCGUAUUCCUGGAGAAGCGCAGAUGAGUGCCAAGGAUGUUGAAGCCACAAAGCAUGUUGCAAGUGCACGGGUGCACAUUGAAAGGGUCAUAAGAAGAAUCAAGGAGUUCCAUUUAUUGGACAGACCCUUACCUAUAAACAUGUUAGACAUAGCAGAUGCAAUUUUCACAACAUGUGCAUUUCUCUCAAACUUUAGGCGACCACUAAUAAAUAAUGGGAAGGAAGUGGAGACGGACACCAUGUAAUAGAACACGAAAGCAUGCGGUAUAUUUAUUUAUUUAUUUAUUUAUUUAUUUAUUUAUUUAUUGAUACUGUUGACCCUCGCUUGAGGGUCGUUACAGGGAGGGAAUACAAUGUACAACAAUGUACAAUUUUGCACAACAUACAAAAUUCAUAUAUCAUAAUCAUCAAGUUGGGUGCUCCUGACAAAAGAUGUCGAUAGAACGUUCGAACUUGUGCACGUCCGAUUGCUCGACAACUUCAACAGGCAAACCAUUCCAAAUUUCGAUCACAUCAGGAAAAAAUGAAAAACGAAAAGCAUCAACACGUGACUCGUAAGGCUUGAUGGAUCGUGUGUGGUUUGUUCUCGCGCUCCGUUUUCCCGGAGGCUGAAUAUAUCUAUUUGAUUUAAUCUUAAAGUGCCCUUGAAUUAUUUGAAAUAAAAGCUUUAGUCUUGAUUUUUUCCUUCGAUUUUCAAGUGACUCGAGCCCACAUGAGUUCAGCAUUUCCGUGACUGAAUCCCUUCUUCUGUAUCUUGACGAAAUAAAACGAGCGGCCAUUCUUUGAAUUCGCUCCAGUUUAUCUUUUAGGACUUUUUGGUGCGGGCUCCAGACAACACAAGCGUACUCCAAGGAUGGGCGGAUGAAUGUUUUGUAAGCUAUCAGCUUGACAUCUUUUGUUGCAUGUUCCAAUUUCUUCCGCAGAAAGUAAAGUUUUUGGGAAGCUGUCGAGCACACAUUAUUAAUAUGUUUAUGCCACUGCAGAUUAUGUGCAAUUGUAACACCUAAAUACUUGAAGGUAUCAACAUUUUUUAGAUUAUUUUUUCCAAUAUUAUAAGAAAAUAGCUGCACAGUCUUCUUAUUAGUUAUAUGCGUAAAAGUUGAUUUUGUGUAAUUAAUUUCCAUGUCCCAUUUUUCGCACCAAAGAUGCAAGGAAUGAAGGACACGGUUUAUUCUAAUUUGGUCGGUAGCUUGUGUUAUUCGAGAAUAAAUUAAACAGUCGUCUGCAAAAAGCUUCAAUUCUACGGGAGAUUCGGUAACCUCGUUAAUAUCAUUAAUAUAAAUUAGGAACAGUAAUGGAGCUAAAACCGAUCCUUGAGGAACGCCAGAAAGUACUUCUAGUGUAGAAGAAAAACAAUCAUCCACAUGCACAACCUGCCUGCGAUUGUUCAAAUAGGCUUUAAUCCACUUAAGAAUGGUUUCGCUAAUUCCUGCUCUGUAUAACUUGAAAAGUAAUUUACUGUGUGGAACCUUGUCAAAUGCUUUUGCAAAAUCUACGCAAAUGACAUCUAUUUGUUCUUGGGCAUCUAUGGCUGAACUAAAAUCAUGUAUCGUUUCUAUGAGCUGUGUUAUGGUAGAUAGCCCUCUUCGGAAUCCGUGCUGAUACUGAUAAAAGAACGCGUUAUCCUCGAGGAAAGUUAGUAUAUGUUUACUUAUGAUAUGUUCUAAUAGUUUACAGCUGAUACUUGUCAGGGAAAUUGGGCGAUAAUUAUUUGCGAGUAGUCGGUCGCCGUUUUUAAAAACAGGUGUUACGACUGCGCACCGCCAAUCUUGUGGCAACGAGUUAGUGUGUAGGGACUUUGUAAAGAUUAUUGUCAAGAAAAAUGAUAUCCACUCAGCGUAUCGCUUUAAAAACUGGGUUGGAAUCCCAUCCGGCCCGCUAGCCUUUUUUGAAUCCAAAAGUAACAAUUGAUUAAACACGCCGGCCUGAGUCACGACCAGGUCUUCCAUCGAACAUGAGAGGGAGGAAGGCGGGUACGCGUCAAAGUCGUCAUUGCUUGGUUUAGAAAAAACAGACUGGAAAAAGUUAUUGAAAUGAUCUGCUAUUUUUGUUUUUUCUGUUACUAUGUUGUCACUAAUUUGAAUUCUAUUUAUUUCCUCUUUGUUGCCACUAAGGUAAAGCCAAAACUUCCGAGGUGCCGUUUUAACGAAGCUACAUAGUUUUUUAUUAAAAAAUUGCUCUUUUGAUUCCAUCAGAGCCGUUUUUAAACUCUUUCGUAAUUUCGAUACCUCAGCUGAGCUGUCUUUUCUCCUGCGCAGCCUCUUUAUCUUGCGCUUGAUGUGUAUAAUAGGUCGAUUAAUCCAAGGGUUACGGGGUUUUAUUUUCUUUUGUCGAGUUGGAAUGAAUCUGUCAACGCAAUGUUUUAUGAUAUUCUUGAAACGUAGCCAUAGAUCUUCAACUGGUUCACAAUCGCAGGCAAGUUCGAAUUCACUAUAUGACAUUUCUAGAAAAUCUUGAAUGGAUGUGUCGUCUGCCUGCCUAUAAGCCUUAAAUUGCACAGGUACAAAGGGUUGGCCACGAGUGUUUGUUCUGAUCGGAAUGUGCACAGAAACCAUUUUAUGGUCAGAUAUCCCGUCUUUAACAGACACAGUAUAGUCACCCACUCUGCCCGAGAGAAACACCAAGUCCAAAAGUGACCGGGAUUCGAGUGUUACCCUCGUGUCUUCUUCCACGAUUUGUUUAAGAUUGUGCGAAAACAUUAUUUGCAGCAGUGCUUCGGAACUAGAAAUUUCAACGUUCCCAGGUAUCAGUCUGUCCCAGUUGAUGCUUGGCAAAUUAAAAUCUCCGGUCAUUAUUAGUCUGGUGGUACGGUUCAAGUGAGUGCAUAAGAACAUAUUAAGGUCAUCCAAAAACUCUGGUGAAGUGGCAGGCGGCCUAUACACUGCACCAACAAGGUAAGUAACACUCGCAUAAGUAAUUUUGCACCAAACUGUUUCAGGCAAAGUGCACUCGACCGUUACUGCAUCUAUAGAUCUUUUGACAAUGAUUGCAACACCCCCACCACGAGUAUCCCUGUCCCAUCUGAACAUCUGGUAAUUUGGGGGUACCAUACAGUGACUAGGCACACCGUUGUUUAGCCAUGUUUCGCUUACGACGAGUACGUGUGGACUUUCUGUCAGUAAUACAUAUUCUAAUUCGGUUACUUUGUUAAAAAGGCUACGAGCAUUCAAAGAUAAGAUUCGUAGCUAUGACGGGGUGAGUUCAGGCAUUGAUUCGCCGGAAUUAUCCGAGGUGUCAGAGCCAUCAUGCGAGUUGCCUGCUUUUCUAGUGCGUUGCUUGAACUUAUCUCGGGAGUUCAGGAGCGAGCGUGCGUUCUUCUCGUUGUCCCAUGUGUAUAACUUGUCAUUUAUUUUGAGCUUGUCGUCGAUCAAAAAGACUUUCUUGCCCUGCGCCCUUUCAGCAGAGGCACUUUCCCACAACUUCCUUCGCACCGCUACCGUUUCCUUUGCAUAAUCAUUGCUUACACUAACCGAUUGUCCUUUCAGUUUAUUGCAGUUCUUUAGCACUUGUUGCUUUUCUCUGCUGUCAUAAAAUUUCAUAAUAAUUGGCCUAGGUCGUUCUUUGUUCUUUUUCCCUAUACGAUGAAUUUUUUCGACGGUUUUUACUUCAACUCCCAGCGUAUCGUGAAAAAUUUUAUCUAUGACAGCUGCCUUUAACUCCGUCUCUGAAUCGCCGAUUUUUUCAGAAACACCAAAAACCAGCAGAUUGUUACGACGACUAUAGUUUUCAUAUUCAGUCAGUUUCCUGGCCUGUUGCUGAACUGUUACCUCAAGAUAUUCAAUUCUUUUGUUCAAUUCUUGUAUCACUGCCAAGGAAUCAGUCAGUCUAUCAGUCUUUUCAUUAAGUUGACCAAUAUCCUUGCUGAUAUUAGUCAACCGGCAGUCAGACGCGGCUUGAUUAUCAAUAAUCGUCUGUAACAGUUCAGCUGUCUUAGGCCCGGGGUUUUCUUUUAUGUCUCCCGACAUCAACAGCAUCAGCACGGACCAACAGUCAAUAGCAAUGCAAUGAAGCCUACCAGGGCACGGCAGGACAACUAAAAAUCUAUUGUCACUAUGGUAACAGCAGUCUGUGGAUGGGGAACCAACCUGCACAAACAGCAGCAGCGGGUGAGCCAUGCUGUUUCGGAGCACCUAAAAGGUGUCAUCAUGCACUAAAGUUUUAUGAUGCAAAGGAACGCACUAUGUGUGUGUCAGCCUUCUGAUAGUCAUCUUCAGAUGGUCCUCAUCACAAUGGUCAACUAGAUAAAACCCCACAGCAUACUUUUUGAAGGACACGUAGCCUGCACCUGUAGUGUAAAGAAAUCCAAGGCGUCGGAUACGUCGUGUCAUGAGUUCUGGAAUAAUAGCAGCCUUAUAGAAGUACACCAGGCCCUGAAGUAUGUCUUUCCAAAUUUCUGCGUCAAAAUAUAUACGUUCCACUGAUAUGCAGUCUUGCAGGUCAGCAUGAUCUGUGAAGACUACAAAGUCGCACCAUGGCUUCUUCGCGACUCCCAUCUGUCCUUGUACUUGGUAGUAAUAAUAAUGGUCUUUCUUCAGGGUGACCUCACCAUUAGUUACUGCCAAGUAAAAACCUUUGUCAGCGCAGGCGUCGACAACUCUUUGGCCAGCUUUCGAAGCGGGGCACUUCACUUCUAGAAGGCCAUCCUCACUGCCAUCUCUCACCAGGCGAUCGGGCGAUGCGGCGAUGAAAGAAUGCAAUUCAUGAAUAUGUAAUCCUGUUUCCAGGACAUCUAUAUUUUUGUCAUAUAGCUGCAUGAAUUCUAGAUAUUUUUGAACUGCUUUUGCUUCAUUUUGUAUUCCGUAGAGCCUGGGGUCACCACUCUUCAUUAUUUCUUUGCGAGGAUAAAGUAUUUCUUUAACAAGCCCUUCUGGCUUCAGGCAGUGCAGUAUUCUGCGGAACUUUGAAGCAGUUAGCUUCCCGGUUCUUUCUGUGAACCAUAGAGGGUUCUUAUCCUGGCCUACAGUCUUUGCACAGAUAUCUGCCCUCUCGGUAGCUGUGAGCGACACCUGCUCCUUGAAAUAUUCAUCGAUCAAUGUGAGGCACUUCUGCGAAUUCAUGUCCUCUGUGUCGUUGAUGGGGCUCGCAUUUCUCACUGGUGCUGGCCUCUCUGUGUAACGGUUCCACACCAGCUCAGGUGCAUGUGUUGCAAUCGCACUCCUGAACUUCAACAGCCCAGCCUGCCCAGCUGUUCUCAAAUGAGGAGGAAGUUGUCGCUUAGCCUUAACGGGCACCGUCUUGUUAAUCACAUGUUUCUUAAAUGUGAUGUCCACCAAGGGUUUGGUCAGCAAAUGGUUUUGUCCUGAAAAUAACAAAAUGCGGGGACUUGUAUACAGUUCAUACACAUGUUUUAUAAAGCUUACUGGCCAAGAUCUAUUUUGACAUUUGAUUACGCAUGCGGUUAUUUUGCACUAAUGAUGGACACUGCAAACUCCUGUGAAUCCGAUCAGCAUGCUAGCUCACCUCUUUUCAAAUACAGUGUUUCUCUAUCAGCAUGCUUACAUUCUACAUUAAGGUACCAUUACAAGGAAGAGUGUAGAUACCAGACCAAAGCUCCUUUUGAAGUCAUUUGUCACAUCGUCUUGUGUUCUACCACAUACGUCCCUCCUUAUUCUGUUCGCUGCAUUUUACCUGAUUAACUUGAACUGUGUUCUGAAUAAAAACAUUCACCUUA